Molecule: messenger RNA, 741 nt
Organism: Elephantulus edwardii (Cape elephant shrew)
Lineage: Eukaryota; Metazoa; Chordata; Mammalia; Macroscelidea; Macroscelididae
Product: UPF0764 protein C16orf89 homolog
Exons: 5
Coding region: 1-741 (246 amino acids)
Cellular component (GO): membrane; cytosol
Source: RefSeq, a predicted model, not a curated record
AUGAAGACACCUUUCUGUAAGUGUGACAACAUUGACAACCCUAGGGAACAGUUAAACCUCUAUAACACAGUGGAGUGUCCCCAGGUCAGAAUGACCUUGUGGAAGCAUCUUACAAGCUGGAAGCAGAAGGGAACCAUGUCUACCUUGAAGUGGCUACUCCUGCUCCUGCUGCUGGAAGCAUCACAGCUUCAGCCCUUCUUCAUGUCAGCACCAGACAACCCAGGGUUCAAGACCACCACAGAGAAACUGAUACUGUCCUCAAUGGAGAAUGCCACCGCCUUUAUGGAGAAGAACCUACAGAAAACAACCCUGAUUAGUAUUUUAUCCCUCAGGGCAGUAGAAGAGGUUGAACCACUCAUUCAAUCAGGGUUCUGGAAGUUUCCCCAAACUUGGACCCACACCAAUGCCUCUUUGGUUUACCAGUCAUUUAAUUCGUCAGACUCUUCAUCACAAAAACAUACUGCCAAGUGCAUAGCCAUGCUGCUGGGAACCAGGAAGAAACUGUUCAAACAUACCCAGCACUACAUGGACAUCUUCUGUUCCAAUAUGAUGGAUGUGAACCAGAAGAUUGAGGCCACAGGAUAUGCCAACAACACCCGGGACCUCUUUAUGAAAAACAUUGUACUUUGUGGACGUGGUGGAUACGCCGACUUCUACAAACUUCAGUGGCUGAAGUACAUUCUCAGCUGGCAGAAUCCUCAAAAAGGAUGCUUUGGGACAGCCAGUGAGUACUGUUUUUAA